Molecule: messenger RNA, 1779 nt
Organism: Notothenia coriiceps (black rockcod)
Lineage: Eukaryota; Metazoa; Chordata; Actinopteri; Perciformes; Nototheniidae
Product: zinc finger protein 613-like
Exons: 2
Coding region: 302-835 (177 amino acids)
Biological process (GO): regulation of transcription by RNA polymerase II
Cellular component (GO): transcription regulator complex; PcG protein complex; chromatin
Molecular function (GO): RNA polymerase II cis-regulatory region sequence-specific DNA binding; DNA-binding transcription factor activity, RNA polymerase II-specific
Source: RefSeq, a predicted model, not a curated record
GUUUUUUCUGACUGUGUGUUUCCUGUUUCCUGCAGACGUCCAGCUGGUGGUGGUGGUUAAAGAAGAGCUUCUCCCUGACCAGCAGGAGUGGAGCACCAGUCUGGACCAGGAGGACCCAGAGCCCCCCCCACACAUUAAGCAGGAACAGGAGGAACCCAGGAUCAGUCAGGAGGGAGAGCAGCUUCAGGAGCUGGAGGAGGCUGAUAUCACCAAGUCCACUUUCACUCCUGACCCUGUGAAGAGUGAAGAUGAUGAAGAGAAACCUCAGUCCUCACAGCCUCAUCAAAGACAAACUGAACACAUGGAAACAGAAGCUGAUGGAGACGACUGUCGAGGACCAGAACCAGCCAGGAACUCAGAUCCAGAGAGCAGUUUACAACCAAAGACUGAGGACGACACUGGAGACUUUUCUGAACCUGAAACUGGAGACUCUUCUGAACUUGACACUGAAGACAGUGCUGAUUGGAAGGAGACCAAAGAACCUGCCUCAGGCUCAAGCUCACUGAAAAAUAGACAUGAAUCUGUCAGUGAUCCACGAUGUAGUGCUGAAAAUAAACCAUUCAGCUGCUCAGUCUGUAAGAAAGCUUUUUCAAAGAGUGGACAUUUAAAGGAACACAUGAGAGUCCACACAGGAGAGGAAAUAUACAGCUGCAAUGUUUGUGACCGAAGAUUUAAAUGGUGUAGUGAUUUCAAAAGACACAAGUGUGUUCGCCAGUCCUCACAGCUUAAUGAAAUUCAAACUGAGGAUAACGGAGAGGCAGAGCCUGCAAUCAGCAGCUCAGCUGAACACGUGGAAACAGAAGCUGAUGGAGAGGACAAUGAAUACAUCUUAUGACAGUUCACACAUGAGAAGAAUCUGUCUGACUGGAUUAACAUUGUUGCACAACAUUCAUAUAAGACUUAAAUGAACUCCAUCUUUAUCAACAUAAGUGGACAAUAUGUUUAAUGUGUUUGUACUUAUUUUCUGAUCUAUACGUUAACCACUGACUGUUGAUGAACCAUUUUAUUUUGGAUUGAGGGCUUCAAGCUUCCAUAUAGAGAUAUAGGAUGAUUUGAUGUAUUGUUCUUUAUUUCUAAAUGUUUUGUAUCAUUGCUAUCCUGUUAAUGAGCCCUGUUUUACAUAAAUGUACCUGUUAUCUGAUUGUUUUUGCUUCUGUAACUGUAAGGGAAUACAUUUGCUUAUUUUGUAUCCUGAUGACCUAAUGCCGUUACAUGUAAUACGUUACUCCCUAAGCCUGAUUUCACCCACCUGCAACCGAUUAGCUAAUAAUCACAAAUGUUCAUUUAUUUGACCCUUGACUCGACUAUUUCUUGUUUAAUAAUAGUUACAUCUCCUCAGGUCCAAGUUCGCGUGUCCUGCUUUUCACCUGCUGAUCACCCACUGCUCAUUUAAAGUGGACUGACCUUUACAAGGGACCAGCUAGUCUUAGUGUCUUAAUGCAAACGUUUUGUAAAGUGAUGCUAGACCAAAAAACGUGCUGUUGGGUUGUGUGCUCUCUGCAGGACGGUGUCUGUACUCAAAGAUUGUUUAUGAAAUGAGAGCUUCACUCUGUUUUUGUUGUCCAAACGACGCCAACAGAGCGAUACGUAUUCUUUCAGAUGGCAUAAAUGUUACAUCAUCCAGUUCAACUGUCAUCCACAUAUUAAUGAUUCAAAACAGCAAUGUGUAAGAUAUGGCUAGUAAUUGACUAUUUCAACAGAAUGUGAAGAGGUUACAGUCUUGAGGCCAUGUCCAAUAUGUUUAUGUUUUGUUUGAUUAAAUCUACUGAAAUGAGCAUU